AUGAACGUCAGAUUCCACGAACCCUUUGAUGCCAAUGCAUACAGAAUCUUGAAAGAGAAAAGCGCCAAGGGGAAGGCUGGAAGAGCCACCGAACGUUUUUUCGUUGGCCCUCACGGGACCGGCUGCGGCACCACAUUUUCUGCCAAAUACACGGAUAUGGUCAACGGUGGCGGAGAGUCUUCGAAUACCGACCCUCAGCGCGUUUCGGAGGUGCCUACUCCAAGCCCGUCUACUAUUACAGUUCAAACAGAGGCGAAUUCUACCAGCAAAGAUGCAGAAAUCAUUACCUCUGACUUCGAGGAACAGACACCGGAAGUAUCGUGGACUGGGCCUUCCACGAUUAGAGCAACAAGCGAUGGGAGCUUUAGCAGCAAGACUAAUUUGGAGAUUAGUGGUUCCGCUUCUGAUGAAGACGUCCAUGACAGCAUUGAAGUUGCACCGCCUCCGGAUUUUAGAGACUAUGCCGCCUACAUUAGGGCUGCAGACGACGCCGAUGGUGAGACCCCACCAGGAGAAUGGGAAGCCCUCCGAAUUAUUGGCGAAGAGCGCAUUAGUGGAAAGCUGCACUACAUGAUAGAGUGGAAGCCCAGUCUCGUGUCCGAAGACGAUGCGGGAAAUGCGACACAGCUGAUAAGAGAGUAG
Molecule: messenger RNA, 642 nt
Organism: Hirsutella rhossiliensis
Lineage: Eukaryota; Fungi; Ascomycota; Sordariomycetes; Hypocreales; Ophiocordycipitaceae
Exons: 3
Coding region: 1-642 (213 amino acids)
Source: RefSeq, a predicted model, not a curated record